Molecule: messenger RNA, 816 nt
Organism: Bubalus bubalis (water buffalo)
Lineage: Eukaryota; Metazoa; Chordata; Mammalia; Artiodactyla; Bovidae
Gene: TMEM252
Product: transmembrane protein 252
Exons: 2
Coding region: 1-516 (171 amino acids)
Source: RefSeq, a predicted model, not a curated record
AUGCAGAACAGAACCUGUCUAGUUCUCUGUGCCUUUGCCCUCCUGACGGGCUUCCUGAUGAUCUGCCUGGGGGCCUUCUUCAUUUCCUCAGCCUCCCUGUUCAACUGCCAGGGGAACUUGACCCUGGCCUACUUGCUUCUGCCUCUGGGGUUUGUGAUCCUUCUGAGUGGAAUUUUCUGGAGCACCUACCACCAGGCCAGUGAAAGCAAAGGGGUUUUCAACCGUGUGCUUGGACAGUACCAUGCUCAGGGGGCCCUGCCCCUGGCCACAGUGGACAGACCAGGUUUUUACCCUCCAGCUUACGAAGAGAGUCUUGCUGCUGACAAGCGAGCCUGUCACACAGAGCAAGAGACCUCGGGUGCUCCUCCACCUCCGUACACUGAGAUGGGCGUUGAAUUUCAGGAUGAAGAUGGGGCCCACCCAGAGGCCCCACCACCCUAUGACGAGUCUGUGGCAGACGGGGUGGCGGCAGCAAGGCCGUGGCAGGAUGCUCAGAGGCGAAGCCAAGAGUGCUGAAGCAGGGCAAGUGCGCCAGCCCUCACGACGUACCCUCACGGGAGGCAGCUGCUAAUAAUAAACACAGGCAGGGACUGUGGGAGGAGAAGCCACAUCAUUGACCCACACGAGAGCUCGCAGUGGGACCAUGCGAGGCCAAUGCGAUUCCGCGUAUGUGCUUGGCCUGCAAGGGCAGGGUGGGGCACCAGGCAAGCAUUUCGAAGGGUUCGCAGCCACCCUAACCCAGGGAAGCUUUUGGACUGCAAAGGUUUUAUUGUGAGAGCUCUGCUCCACAGAGAGCCUUUCUGCUCUUCUCCAACA